Molecule: messenger RNA, 443 nt
Organism: Linepithema humile (Argentine ant)
Lineage: Eukaryota; Metazoa; Arthropoda; Insecta; Hymenoptera; Formicidae
Product: odorant receptor 49b-like
Biological process (GO): detection of chemical stimulus involved in sensory perception of smell; sensory perception of smell
Cellular component (GO): plasma membrane
Molecular function (GO): olfactory receptor activity; odorant binding
Source: RefSeq, a predicted model, not a curated record
UAUCCACGUUUAUCUCAACGUACUUAAUUGUUCUCGUGCUUGGUGUGAUUGCGAUAACCAUUAACAUGUUUCGCCUAAUUGAGGCUAUCUUAGUGUUGGACGAUUUUGAGGAAUUAUUAGCAGCUGGAUCUUUUAUUGGAGGCCAAUACGGUUUCUUGUUUUUCGCCAACUAUUUCGGGCAAAAAGUAACAGAUCGUAGUAUUCUUGUGUUCGAUAAGGCAUACGGUGUGCCCUGGUAUACAGCGCCCAUACAAAUUCAAAAACUUCUCACGUUUAUUUUGCAAAGAACAGCGAAGGGUUACGUGUUGGGUAUCGGUGGCGUAAUUAUAGCGUCGUUGGAGGGUUUCGCAUCGAUGGCAAGUAUGACACUGUCUUAUCUCACUGUAAUUUAUUCCGUACGUUGAGAUAAAAAUCGAUGGCGAGUCUGACUUUGUAGUGAUAUG